Durio zibethinus is the source of this 2153-nucleotide messenger RNA. Its product is annotated as ferrochelatase 2. Gene Ontology annotation, cellular component: mitochondrion. The record is from RefSeq and is a predicted model, not a curated record. Lineage: Eukaryota; Viridiplantae; Streptophyta; Magnoliopsida; Malvales; Malvaceae. Gene Ontology annotation, molecular function: protoporphyrin ferrochelatase activity. Gene Ontology annotation, biological process: heme biosynthetic process.
GAUGGAAAAGAUAGAGGAGGAUAGAAAAUAUUAAACGCAAUGGUGGUUUUAUACAGUUCUCAUGUGUCGCUGUCAUACCCUACCUUCCCUUCUUUGUUUUUCUUUUCUUUCUUUUUCUUUCCCAUAAACAUGGAAAACAAAGCAUAAUUAUUAUUUGUUAAAGAAAGAAAGAGAUUUUGCAGCACUCUUUUGCUUUCAUCUUGGCUUGGUCAGUGCUAUUUUUGUUUUUAGGGAUUUGGCGUUUCACUUUGAGUAAGAGAGACUUGUUACAAGUUAUUAAAAAGCAAUGAGAAGUGGUAGAAUUCAGAGCUGCACUUCGUGUUCAGCAUCAUCAUCAUCCACAUUUCCUCAUCCUCCAUGCCUCUCCUCUGCCUCUCGCCAUUGCAAGUUCCCUCUUCUGCUGUCGCCUGGAGCUCUUUCUCUUUCUCAAAGGGUGUCGAGAAAUUGCCUAGUUCCAAGGUAUUCCUCUGGGUGGUCUCAGACUCAAUUUUCAUUUUCUAAACAAUCGAAUUACAAACAGUUGUUGAGCGUGGGCGUGGGAGCUUUGGUGACUUCAAACACCCAAGGUAUCUCCACUGGGACUCUUAUUGCCGAUGAAAAGAUUGGAGUGUUGUUGUUGAACCUUGGAGGUCCCGAGACUCUUGAAGAUGUGCAGCCCUUCUUGUUUAACCUUUUCGCCGACCCGGAUAUUAUACGGUUACCAAGGUUGUUUCGUUUUUUGCAAAAGCCCUUGGCACAGUUUAUCUCUGUUGUUAGAGCACCCAAGAGCAAGGAAGGUUAUGCUUCAAUUGGUGGUGGUUCUCCUCUUCGACAAAUAACUAAUGAUCAGGCUGAAGAGUUGAGAAAGUCACUUUGGGCAAAGAAUGUCCCUGCAAAAGUCUAUGUUGGUAUGCGUUACUGGCAUCCAUUCACUGAAGAAGCUAUUGAGCAGAUUAAAAGAGAUGGAAUAACAAAGCUUGUUGUACUUCCACUUUAUCCACAAUUUUCAAUAUCAACUAGUGGUUCAAGCCUUCGACUCUUGGAAAGUAUAUUUCGUGACGAUGAAUAUCUAGUGAACAUGCAGCAUACAGUCAUACCUUCUUGGUAUCAACGUGAAGGAUAUAUAAAAGCUAUGGCAAAUUUAAUUGAAAAGGAGCUGCGAAAGUUUGAUCGUCCUGAAAAGGUGAUAAUAUUUUUUAGUGCACAUGGGGUGCCACUUGCAUAUGUAGAAGAGGCGGGGGAUCCUUACAAGGCAGAGAUGGAAGAAUGUGUGGAUUUGAUAAUAGAGGAAUUAGAGAAGAGAAAGAUUGAUAAUGCAUACACUCUUGCUUAUCAGAGCAGAGUUGGGCCUGUGGAAUGGUUGAAGCCCUACACUGAUGAGACAAUAGUUGAGCUAGGACGAAAAGGAGUUAAAAGUCUUCUGGCUGUACCAAUUAGCUUUGUCAGUGAGCAUAUUGAAACUCUUGAAGAGAUUGAUGUUGAGUAUAAAGAGUUGGCUUUAGAAUCUGGUAUAGAAAAUUGGGGUCGUGUUCCUGCACUAGGAUGCGAGCCGAUGUUCAUUUCAGACUUGGCAGAUGCUGUAAUUGAGAGUCUUCCAUAUGUUGGAGCUAUGGCAGUUUCAAAUCUUGAAGCUAGACAGUCGUUAGUUCCCCUUGGCAGCGUGGAAGAGUUAUUGGCAACAUAUGAUUCACAACGUAGGGAGCUCCCACCACCUGUGACUGUUUGGGAAUGGGGUUGGACGAAAAGUGCUGAAACUUGGAACGGUAGAGCAGCCAUGCUGGCAGUUCUUGUGCUACUGCUCCUAGAAGUCACAACCGGGGAGGGAUUUCUGCAUCAGUGGGGCGUAUUGCCCCUGUUCCGCUAAAUCAACUUUGAUGCUGUUAUACAGAAACAAAUAUUAACAAGUGUAAUUUUUCAAAAAAGCAGUAACGUAUGUACAUUCUAUUAGUAUAUCUUCAUGGGUAAAUUACUUUGGAUGCUUAGACAUAACAACACCUUUAUCACACUGAUUCGGUGAAUAGUUUAGAUUUUAGACACAAGUUAUGCCAAAGAAAUAAAAAUCUGUCAAAGGAUUUUGGAAAAGCAAAUUGUCUUCAUGAACCUUGACCUAAAGGACCAAAAUAAUGGGCAUAGGUUUUUUAGAGUAAAUUGUGCGGGAAAGAGAAAAUCAGAAU